GACAGCUUUGAUGAUAAACGUUCCAACUGGUUCCCUCUCUGAACCUUGGAAACCGAAUUGUUUUCGAUUGUAGGCUUUAAAUGUUGACAACCGACUGCAAAUAUUUUCAGUAAUAACUGUUUGAUCGUAAGGUUCCGAAAUGGAAGAUGGAAAUGAAGAAGUUAUCCUACCACGAACAGAUAUUCCCAACGAGACGACGGAAGAUAAAUUGUACCCCCAAAUACAACACAUCGAAGAUCGUAGUACAGAUACCAACCUGAAAGUCGAUGAAAAUUCCGUGGGAGCAAACUCUUCUGCUGUGCCACUUUCUGGUUUUAAUUUUUGGGAUGUGAACAGUUACAAGAGGACUGUGAAGCGAAUCGAUGACGGUGCCAAACUUUGUGAUGAUCUUUCGAAACUUUUGGUGGAAAGGGCAGAAAUCGAAGGACUGUAUGCCUCAAAAUUACAAGGUAUCUUUUUACGAUCUGUAACAACUUAAGUUCGUUGAUUCUUAACAUAGCAACAGACUAUUGGAAAAUGGACAAAUUGGGAGCAGUUUUGUGGAGUACCUAAAUGUGUUCCUUUUUCAGGUUGUUGUGGCCUGAGACGUUGAAUAAAAUUUUGCGGUCAAUAUUUCAUUCAAUUUGUUAAUACGUUGUUCAAGGUCUUGUAUAUUCACAGUUUAUUAAUAAUUAAAUACAUUUGACGAUGAAAUGGUGCAUUAUAUUUUCAAUUAAGUUUUGCAUACCUUUACCGAAAGUUCAUUAAUCCCUGAAUUUAACAGUUGGAAUAAUAAGGCAUUGGGAGUAAUCAACAAUGAUUUAAUGAGCUCCUCUGGUCUUAAAAGGUUGGCGACCAGGAGUUAGGGGCUCUCUUUAGAAAUUUGCAUUAAUACCGCCCACACGGGGGAUGUAUACUCAGUAUAGUUCUGUGAGCAGGUGCACAGUGUGAUCUUGUUGUCUUUAGCUGGAAGCUGUUGGAAGUGUUGAAAGUUUCCGUUAUUGUGAUAAACUACAACUCACGCAAAUCGUCAUAUGUGACAAUAAACCAGAACAUGAGAGAGGUACUCAUGUAAUUUUUUAUAUUUUAUGUUCUCAACAACAAUUUAAAUUCUUUUUUAUCAAUUGAUGGUUAACAAUAUUUAAAACAGCUAUCAACAAUUGGAAUAAUCUACAGUGUUUAUUUGAUUAAGCUCCUCAUGCACUUACUAAAUUCUUGCAGUUUGAAAGAAGGCACUUAUUCACGGCUGGGAGCUUAUUAAGUUCUCACCGUUUUCAGCAAAUAGUAUUAGUUUUUCUUGCAACAAAACAAUAAAUGAUAUCGAAACUUUAAGACCAGUACUAUAGACAGUGAAUUUAGAGAUUGUUUGCCAGUAAAGAAAUAAUGGUCAAUACUCCUCUUGUGCACUUCAGUUUUUUUGUUUGUUUUGUUUUUGUUUUGUUUCUUUUUGUUUGCUUGUUUGUUUGUUGUUGUUGUUGGUUUUUUUUUCUUUCUUUUUUUUUGAGGGGGGGGUGGAAUGAGAGAGAGGGAAGGGGAGGGAGCUAAUUUUUCAAGGUUAGAUGCUUAUCAACUUUUCCUACCUGCAUGGUGGGUGCUUUUUGGAGAUGGUUGCUUGAAAACCAGGUUGGGCACUUAAUCAAAUAAGAAGAUUGAUAAUUCAACUAAAAUUUUGCAUUAUUACAUAAAUUUUUGUUUUAGGAAUUGCACAUGUAGUAUUCCUUACAGUAUUUCCUCCAAUAUUUAGGUUGGAGUAAAAAAUGGAAAGAUUUGAUCACUAAAAGUACAGAAUAUGGAUCAGUUAAAGUUUCCUGGAUGAACAUCACUAAUGAAGCUGAUCAGUUGGCAGAAAUUCACAAUGAACUUCAAGUCAGAGUUGGGCAAGUUAAUGGAGGUGUACAACAAUGGAAGUCGUCAAAUUAUCACAAGGCCUUACUUAGCUGGAAAGAAACCAAAACUGCAGAGGAAGGUUUUAGUAAAGCUCAGAAACCUUGGGCCAAGAGAAAUGAUGAAGGUAAUCAUUAAAUUGACCAUAAAUGGACUGUCAAACUUAUUUAUAUUUCAUUUACUUAGAUAUAUGUCGUAGUUCAAUUUUAUCCUUGGUUCAAAUUUUAUUUUCCUUUUUCAAACUCAUUAUCAUACAUUAAAAUAUCCAAAAACAAAAGAAAAGAAAAUUUGAACCAAGGGUAAAAUUGAACCACAACAUAUAAACCUGAUCAAAUGAUGUUGCUACAUGAAAAGUACAAACUGUGAACAAUGGAUCUUUAGGCUGGAGCAUUAAUUUUUUAAAAUUCCAUGUACAAUGGAAAACAUUCAUUCUUUACUAGUUAAUUGGACCUCUGAGUCUUAUCACCAAAAUUUCAUGACAUCCCAUCCCUUACAGCUUAUAGCUUUUCCUUGACUUCUCACUUGGAUUCUCAGCUAUGUACAUGUACAAAGUUAAGUUAAUUAUUAUUAAGGUGAUGCCAAAUCCAAGUCAUUAAAGAGGUUUCACCAAUGUAAUGUGGUAGCUGUAGAGAACUUUGUAGUGAUAUUGCCAUGUGCUUUUGCUCAAUUAGCUCUGCAAUUUUCCUUCCUUCAUUUCACUUCCUGCAUUCCACUUUUUGGUUUAGUGUUUGUUUCAUGCAUCAGUUUGUCUGAAUUGUGUCGACAGGAGGUUGCCAUGGAGACCUACUUGCUGCCGAGGCGAUUACUGUCCUCACCUGUCAUUACCUUUGCUCUGCCUGCCCUCCAAUAUUAACUAUUUCACCCCAAAGAUCUCAUUAGAAAUUCUCCUUACUAUCUGCCAUACAAUUCUUAUGAUGUUACUUUGGAGAAUUUGGUAUUGGAUCUACUAAUAAUCCCCAAAUUUAUGUUUUCUUUAUUCUCUUCUCUUGAUAUUGUAGUGAUAUCUUAAGAAGAUAUUCUGUCUUGGUCAUUCAUGGGAGUUAAAUGAUAAAAAUGCUGUGGACUUAAAUUGAUUUUUUAUCUAACAGUGUUGAAAUGCAAACGGGCAUACUACCAGGCCUGUAAGGUCAGAGAUCAGUCUGAGAAGCUUUACAAGGAGGCCUGUGUGGAGGGAAGUACAGUCACAGAGGAACAAGUGAAGAAGCUGAAGGAUAAAUCAGAUAAAGCUGCAAAUGAUGUUCAGACCACAAGAGACAAAUAUCAGGAUGGUCUGAGAGAUAUUGGAAAUUAUAACCCCAAGUAUGUGGAGGACAUGCGCUACAUGUUCGACAAAUGUCAGCAGUCAGAAGAGGAGCGAAAGAACUUCUUUAAACAGACCUUCCUGAACUACUCUCAGCAGUUGUCGCUGUCACCGCAUUUCAACAGGUGUGUGCCUUUUUAACACUUGAUUUCGAAAAUGUAUUCAACUCUCUUCUUAAACAACCACCAUUAGUGCCGACAAAAGUGGUCGCCAGAGGGAGAUGGUCGCGUAGGAGAAAAAUUCCCACCUUUUAUGGUACAAACGAUCUUAUUGUCUCAGUUGUAGAAAAAACGAAAGCAAAAACGCACUCAAGACGCGCUUUUUUUCGCGAAACACGAAAAACUUGCGAAGGUUUUGCAGCUCAUCUACGAGGACCGUUGUUUUGCUUGAUUUUCAUCCGCAGGUCAAAUGAAAUUUAAUUCAUUCAAAAUUAUGAUUAGAGACCACUAAUAACAAGUUCAUGUAAAUUACCGUUCGAACGUAUCCGGUUAACUCGCCACCAAUGAGAGUCAAAUCGCCACCGUCAGCGAAUUGACUCGUUUACGAUCUUCGUCCAAGAAAAACCGGUAAAAAGAUAAAAUUCCAGAUCUCAGCAUUCAUAUGUUAUAGCUUUCAUUAGAUUUGAUUGCGAAAAGGUAACGUCGAUAGUCUAUGUGGUUAACGCAAAAUUAGGACGCCAAGUCCACUUUUAAUUUCGCAAUGUACAACUACAUCGUACCUUUCAUAAUUGAUGCGAGUUUUAUCAAAUUUCAUAAACAUCGGCAAAACUCAGGGUGAAAAUCACUUUGGUUUCGCGUUACGCAACGUGUUAUCAACAUGUUUUAUUUCAUAUAAAAGGUUAACUUUUUGUAAUUAAGACGCUACACAAAAGUCUAAGUUCCAUAAACUGUAUUUGUCCGCGGUUCUAAUUUCGCAAUAUACUACUACAGCUAAGCUUUCAUUUGAUGUAAGUUUCGUAAAAGAGGUUACAGGGAACGUCCGAGUCAAAUCACCACCGGUAGCGUUUUAAUUCUCAGCGGUGGUGAGUUUGUUGAGCUGGCGAGUUGACCGUAAACCUCCCGUCAUAUUCAAUUGGUUGCGCAUGGAAUCGAUCUUGAUGAGGCGAGCGGGAUAAAUUAUGGUGAUUCCUAAGAAAAAAAAAAAGAAAAAAAAUUUUUUUUUAACUUUUUUUAGAUGUUCCUUGCCAAUGUCUUUUUCAAAAACUACAAUGAAAACGAUGUCGCCGUGCUUGCUUGUGAGAUAAUUAUGAUAGGCCAAUCUAACCCCAAUUAUGCCCGUAGUGGUCCUGAUCACGCGCGCCGUUUCACUGGUUCACAGUACAAUUGCGAUCGCUGGAAUUACAUGUAAGGGAUUUUAAAGUUAAGCCUGAUUAUGUGAUUUUUAUGCGCAAUACAGGAUGCGCAAGUAACGAGUAAGUAAUGUAAGUAAUGAAUCAGUUUAAAUUAUCGCUUUGACGAACGUCUCAGUUUAAUUGCAAUAUUUCCGAUGGCAGGAUGUCCAGCAUCUACACUGGUCUCAGUAAAGCAUUUGAAGCCGCAGAUGCCUCGGCAGAUAUUUCAUGGUGGUCUGUUAACUUGGGAUUUGAAAUGCCAACACGAUGGCCAGAAUUUGAGGUACUUUUUUUCGUAAAAUGAGAAACAGGGCACUUCUUUAACCUUUUAACCCCUCUUGAGAGCGAGUAACAUCUUUUUUCUCUUAACAGUCUCAGUGUUGAAUCAGACAUAAAGGCCUCGAGAAUAAGGGAAAUGAUCACCCACUAGAGAAGCCCUUGAUUGUUAAUUAAAUUCUCCUUGUCAGUACCAAAGGAAAUGUAUAAAGAAGAGUAUGGAGAAUAUAGACACUGAUAUUAAGCUGAAGGGUUAAAGGGUGAAAAUACAUCUUCUGCUUCAAGGACUAAAAGUAAAAACCUGCAAUGUAGACAGUAAGGUUGAUUUGGUCCAUUCUAACUUUCUUUAAUUAAUUGUAUCUAUUUAUCUAUUAUUUAUUUUUAAGAUUACUUUCUUUUUGAUAGGAAUACACCGGGCAAGAAGAACAAACAGUUACGAUUUCGAAACAGCAACCACAACAGACGGCUGCCAAUCAAACAAAUACUUCGCAAGAAACACAAGGUUCCCCUAGCACUAAGAAGAGUUCUGUUUGUGCAACAUUGUAAGCCAGUUGAAGCGAGAAACCCUUUCGUAGUUUUUUCAGUUAGUGUCUGUUUCCACGAGAAGCUAUAAGUUCUGAUUAAUUUUCGUUUUUUGUUUUUGUAAAUAAUUGCCGCGAGAUGCACUUUCAUUUGACCAAGAUACUUCGUGGGUAGUCACGAAAAUGGAAUGAUUAAGGUAGGAACAUUAGCUCGAAUAAUUCGCUCGUCUUCCUGAAGAAGAUUUUUUUGGUAGCAGUAGCUCAUGUUUCAAGAACCUGAGAGAGAGUUAUCACGAGCUUCAUGUGGCUCUGCAUUUGGCUUCCUCGCAGGAAAAUCAGUUCACUCUACUCCCCCUCUCUGAGGAUCGAUUGCCACAUCUAAGAAAACGGUACAAAUCCAGCCUUUAUCCCCUCAAUCGGAUAAUCUGAUUACACGUUCAAAUAGUGAGACUCCCCUUAAAUCGAAAAAUAAAGCGAGCGAGCGAAAGAGGUGCGCACGAACUUACAGAAAAGGACUCUGAGGAAGUCUAAUCAGUAGCAAACGUUUACUUUUUGUUCAAUGUAUACUCUGUUGUUAUUAACUAAGUUAUUCAUGGCUCCAAACAUGUCACAGCUGAUGCAUGCGCCAAAUCGGAUAACUGCCUCUUUUUAAAUUAACAGUAAAUGGUUAUAAGAGAACUUAAGCGUAACUUUCAGGCGAAUGCAAAUUCUCUAUAUUCGGCUUUGUGUGUACUUUUUAAGUAAACUGGUGACAUAUAUCAACCAUUCCAUAAAUACAAGUUGACAGACCUCCUGACGAUAGGUCUUCUACCCAGGGGCUUACCUGGGUUGAACAACUGCAGACACGGAUGUGAACAGUCAUGGUAUUCAAUGAACGGGAAAGAAAGGAUCGUUUUGUAAUAAAGCAAACCCAAACAAUAGCGCUGAGUUGCUCUAAAGGGAAAUACAUUCGUAAUGCCGCUUGUUGGUGUGAUUUUUGUAAAUAGGGGUUCAUUUUCUUCAACGUUAAACGUCGACCAUAUCAGUCUUUUACAUUUAUUGUAGUUUUUAGUCAUUUUGUUCAUGUAUACUUUUAAAUUAUCACGAGGGCCCUUUAAAUGUUGUUAAAUAGAUUAUCCAUUAAAAUCUUAACCCUU
This is a messenger RNA of Pocillopora meandrina, 6426 nucleotides long. The record is from the annotation of a GenBank genome assembly. NCBI's taxonomy places the organism in Eukaryota, Metazoa, Cnidaria, Anthozoa, Scleractinia, Pocilloporidae.